AUGGCUACAUCAGAAAAGACCGAGGGUGGGUACUUCACCUCAGAGGAUGUGGAUGCAGCUCCUGCAAACAUCAACAGCGUCUUGGUCAAUCCCUUCAUUGGAAUGCGACACGAGAAAAUGGACGAGCUCAUAGAAGCAUUCAUAAAUAAAACAAAGAUCGAAGAUAUAUACCAUGAAGUGAUACGAAAAGGAGCGUACUUGGCUCAGGACGGUGAGGCAUUCGGAGGGCCGCGCACAGAUAGCCUUCGUCUCAAGCCAGAAGAGAUUGAAGCCCUCAGACGAGAAGACCCCAAGACCGGAAACAAAUGGGAUCAGCCGUGGAUACUAUACGCACUGGUCGGAUGUUGCUCCCUCGGAGCAGCUGUGCAGGGCUGGGAUGAGACCGCAGUGAAUGGCGCUCAGUUGUUUUAUUCGUACGCAUUCGGAAUAGGACCCAAGGAUGGGAAAGAUACAGGGAAGGACGCAGGCCUCAGGGGCCUUGUAAACGCCGCCCCGUACUUAUGCUGUGCUGUCCUGGGUUGCUGGCUCACAGAACCUUUGAAUCGAGUAUUGGGAAGGCGAGGAACAAUCUUCGUGACCUGCCUCAUCUCCAGUGCGACCUGUGUAGCACAAGCGUUUACAUCACAAUGGUGGCAUCUAUUCCUCGCCAGGUUCUGCUUGGGCCUUGGAAUUGGACCGAAGAGCGCAACUAUUCCGAUAUAUUCUGCUGAAUGUGUUCCGGCAAAUAUAAGAGGUGGGCUUGUCAUGAUGUGGCAAAUGUGGACGGCAUUUGGUAUCAUGUUGGGAUACAUAGCCGGCGUCAUCUUUCGCAACGUUCUUCAGGGAGAUUCAGGCACAUGCGACAAACACUUAAGCACGGAGACGCUUCUAAGUCUUCAGUGUAGCUUGAACUGGAGGUUGAUGCUCGCCUCUCCCAUGCUACUACCUCUCAUAGCGGCUGCCUACGUCUUCACCCUCCCGGAGUCACCGCGAUGGCUGCUCCUCAAGGCUCGGCAGGGAAAGACUGCCUAUUACGAAAAGGCUUUCCGCUCCCUUUGCAGACUCCGUCAUUCCCGGCUCCAGGCCGCACGGGACCUCUUUCUUAUGCAUCAUCUCCUCGACGGCGAAGAAAAGAUCAAGCAAAACCGUAAUCGAUUUGUGGAAUUAUGGAGUGUUGACCGCAAUCGCAGAGCUCUGGUGGCAUCUUUGACCGUCAUGUUCCUGCAACAGAUCUGUGGAGUGAACGUCAUGGCCUUCUACUCAUCGGAGAUUCUGAGUCCUGUACUUGGCGACAAAGCUGGCCUUCUGGCUUCGAUGGGGUUCGGAAUCCUGAAUUUCUUGUUUGCUCUGCCUGCGGUAUACACAAUAGAUACUUUCGGACGCAGGAAUCUGCUUCUUUGCACGUACCCAUUCUUGGCUUUCUUCCAGCUUCUGACUGCCAUGGGAUUUUUGCUUCCAUCUGGGAGUCACAGCCGAACGGGGCUAGUGUUGACCGGGAUGUACCUCUUCAGCGUUUUCUACAGCCCAGGGCAAGGUCCCGUACCAUUCGUGUACUCUGCCGAAUCAAUGCCAUUGUACGUCAGAGAUCUAGGUAUGUCAAUGGCCACCGCGACUCUUUGGUUUUUCAACUUCCUACUGGCCGUCACAUUCCCGAGGUUCCAGUAUUCCUUUGGCAACACGGGUGCUUUUGGCUAUUAUGCAGCUUGGUGUGUUGUAGGAUGGUUCAUGAUAUUAUUUCUUGUGCCCGAGACGAAGAAUUUGACUCUCGAACAAUUGGACGCACGAUUCAACAUUCCGACCAAGACGCAUGCACGCUGGGCUGUGAAAGAGGUGGUCUUUGUCGUCGAGCACUAUCUCCUUGGGCGGAAAGGGGCAAGCAGACCAGUCCUGAGUGUGCCGACGGAAAGUGAGGCCGAAAUGGACAAGCGCAGGCUUCCACCGCGAAAAUUGUCGAUGGAAAUCGAACAACGAGAGAUUCCGGAUACCGAGGCUUGA
This is a messenger RNA of Letharia columbiana, 1974 nucleotides long. RefSeq lists its product as uncharacterized. Lineage: Eukaryota; Fungi; Ascomycota; Lecanoromycetes; Lecanorales; Parmeliaceae. Gene Ontology annotation, molecular function: myo-inositol:proton symporter activity. Gene Ontology annotation, cellular component: membrane. The record is from RefSeq and is a predicted model, not a curated record. Gene Ontology annotation, biological process: transmembrane transport. The transcript has 4 exons. The coding region runs from base 1 to 1974 and encodes 657 amino acids.